CCUCAUAACCCGGCUCCGCCGACCCGGACAUUGACUCAGUCAUGUUAUGUAGUUGUUGACGUUCCAUAUCGUUCUGAAAUGGCCAAGAUUAAGACGUUGAUUGUGUUUGACUUUGAUCACACGUUGGUGGACAGCAACAGUGACCUCUGGGUGGUCCAGUGCGCCCCAGGUCAGAGGUUACCGGACUGGCUGAAGAGCUCGUAUGAGACAGGGCGCUGGACGGAGUACAUGGGCCGAGUGCUGGCGUACCUUGGAGAGCAGUCUGUUCACCCGGAGGACAUCAGGACUGUCAUGGAAACCAUUCCUUUCACAGACGGAAUGGUAGAGCUGUUAACGUUCAUAUCACAAAACAAGAACGUCAUCGACUGCAUUAUAGUCUCCGACUCCAACACACUCUUUAUAGAUUGGAUUUUACAAUCCGGUGGAGUGAAGUCUGCGAUUGAUUGUGUCUUCACGAAUCCUGCCAGCAUUAACGAACGCAAUUACAUAGAGGUGCAGUGUUUUCAUUCGCACGGCUGUGAACAUUGCCCAGUUAAUCUGUGCAAACAGAAAGUGCUAAGUGAUUUCAGAGAGAUGCAGGCCAGUUCCAGUGUGCAUUACCAGGCUAUUUGCUAUGUUGGUGAUGGAGCGAAUGAUCUUUGUCCUAUAAAGAUAUUGAAACAGGGGGAUAUCGCUAUGCCUCGUAGGGGCUACAGUCUGGAAAAGUUGGUGUCCAAAACCAAGACUGAAAAUAAUACACUCAAGGCAAGAAUUGUGCCAUGGAGUAGUGGAAUGGAGAUUCUUGAGGAGUUGCAUGCCCUGCUGUAACAUACCGAACUACAUAAGGGCAAUGUGUUGAAGGAUGUUUUCAUCACUUUUAAAGGGGCGUAUUUACAUAAAUAAAAAUUGUGUUCUGUAACCCAUCCUCCAGCUCUUCAUAGAAGGUCAGUGGUCAGUUUCUCCACAGGACAAAAAGCUCCAGCAACACAGCCCUAAUAUAAAUGCACACGUAUCAAGUUUCUGAUGGAGAUUGGUGAGUAGUAGGUCAAUGAGCUGAAUUUUGCUUUUCAGCAGUAAUGAACAGCAGUGUAAUAUGCAAAAAUCCUUCUGGUUGUUGAGGUUCAGAUACAGCAGAAAUGGUUUUUCUUCCAUUGCUGGUAUUUGGUGGUUUCUUACCUUUCUCCCUUAUAAUAGCCUCUUCUGUUUCAUGUCACUCUGCUCCUGCAUGGACCCUACUUCACAAUGACAAACAAAUAUCAAAUUUAUUUAUAUAGCACUUUUACAACUUUCAAGUCCAAGCUUUACAAUUGUCCAAGUCCAAGCCCCCACUGAACAAGCCAAGGGCAACAGUGGCAAGGAAAAUCUCCCUAGAGCAUGAAGAAGAAACCUUGAGAGGAACCAAGACUCAGAGGAGGGGCCCAUCAUCCUCUGGAUGACAACAGUCACCACAAUAAUAACAAUUUUGAGAGAAAAAUAAUUAAAUAUAUAAACAAUAAAAUGGAAAAAUAAAC
Electrophorus electricus (electric eel) is the source of this 1490-nucleotide messenger RNA. RefSeq names its product phosphatase, orphan 2 (gene phospho2). Lineage: Eukaryota; Metazoa; Chordata; Actinopteri; Gymnotiformes; Gymnotidae. Gene Ontology annotation, molecular function: phosphatase activity. The record is from RefSeq and is a predicted model, not a curated record.